Messenger RNA from Pedinophyceae sp. YPF-701, 426 nucleotides. NCBI's taxonomy places the organism in Eukaryota, Viridiplantae, Chlorophyta, Pedinophyceae. The record is from the annotation of a GenBank genome assembly.
AUGACCAGGAAGAGCGUCGUUCUGACGGUCGCCGUGCUCGCGAUGUGCUUCUCCGUCGCGCUCAGCUCGCACGUCGGACCUGACAGUCUCGAGAACCCCGCUGAUGUCGCCCUGCCGCCUUCUCCACACAGCGGAGGGCGCAAGCUGCAGCAGCGCUUCCUGAACGUCGGUAACCUGCAAAAGUGGCUGCCGACCCAGGCAAUCUCCUGGGGCAACGGCCCCUUCGCAUUCUCGCCCCCGCUGCCGCAACUCACGGACCCCAUCCGCAUCGCGAGGGGGGAGACUCCGGUCCGGGACAGGCUCGCAGAGUACCUGGACGAGUACCAGGACCCUGUGCGCAUUCGCGACGAGUACAUCAGCCAGGCGAUUCCGGACGCAUGGGAGAUCUUCCUGCCCGUAGACCAGGUCCUAGCGAACCUGGACUGA